AUGCUCCAGAUCUUACAUGACUACUUCUGGUGGGAACGGCUGUGGCUCCCUGUGAACUUAACCUGGGCUGAUCUAGAAGACCGAGAUGGACGUGUCUACGCCAAAGCCUCCGACCUCUAUAUCACACUACCCCUGGCCUUGCUCUUCCUCAUCAUUCGAUACUUCUUUGAGCUUUACGUGGCUACACCACUGGCUGCCCUCCUGAAUGUCAAAGAGAAAACCCGGCUGCGGGCACCUCCCAACCCCACUUUGGAGCAUUUCUACAUGACCUGUGGCAAGCAGCCCAAACAGGCAGAUGUAGAGCUUCUGUCACGGCAGAGCAGGCUCUCUGGCCGCCAGGUAGAGCGCUGGUUCCGCCGCCGUCGUAACCAGGACCGGCCCAGUCUCCUCAAGAAGUUCCGAGAGGCAAGCUGGAGAUUCACAUUUUACCUGAUUGCUUUCAUUGCUGGCACGGCUGUCAUUGUAGACAAACCCUGGUUCUAUGACCUGAGGAAAGUUUGGGAGGGAUAUCCCAUACAGAGCAUCAUCCCUUCCCAGUACUGGUACUACAUGAUUGAACUGUCUUUCUACUGGUCCUUGCUCUUCAGCAUUGCUUCUGAUGUCAAGCGAAAGGAUUUCAAGGAGCAGAUCAUCCAUCACGUGGCCACCAUCAUCCUCAUUAGUUUCUCCUGGUGUGCUAAUUACGUCCGAGCAGGGACUCUUAUCAUGGCUCUGCAUGACUCUUCUGACUACCUGCUAGAGUCAGCCAAGAUGUUUAACUAUGCGGGAUGGAAAAACACCUGCAACAACAUCUUCAUCGUCUUCGCCAUUGUCUUCAUCAUCACCCGACUGGUCAUCCUGCCCUUCUGGAUCCUGUACUGCACGCUGGUGUACCCACUGGAGCUCUAUCCCGCCUUUUUUGGCUAUUACUUCUUCAAUUUCAUGAUGGGAGUGCUACAGCUGCUGCAUGUCUUCUGGGCCUACCUCAUUUUGCGCAUGGCCCACAAGUUCAUAACUGGAAAGGUAGUAGAAGAUGAACGCAGUGAUCGGGAAGAAACGGAGAGCUCAGAGGGGGAGGAGGCUGCAGCUGGGGGAGGAGCAAAGAACCGGCCCCUGGCCAAUGGCCACCCCAUCCUCAACAACAACCAUCGUAAGAAUGACUGA
Rangifer tarandus platyrhynchus (Svalbard reindeer) is the source of this 1143-nucleotide messenger RNA. NCBI's taxonomy places the organism in Eukaryota, Metazoa, Chordata, Mammalia, Artiodactyla, Cervidae. The record is from the annotation of a GenBank genome assembly.